Messenger RNA from Mytilus trossulus (common blue mussel), 2180 nucleotides. RefSeq lists its product as uncharacterized. The transcript has 2 exons. NCBI's taxonomy places the organism in Eukaryota, Metazoa, Mollusca, Bivalvia, Mytilida, Mytilidae. Bases 231 to 2135 code for a protein of 634 amino acids. The record is from RefSeq and is a predicted model, not a curated record.
AAUAGUUUUUUUUGUUGAAAUUUAUAACGUAAAAGAAGAUAUGUACAUACAUAUUUGUGAAUUAUAAGCAGGAUGUACCUCCUUUCUUUAGAAGGACAAUUGAAGUAAGGAAGUGAACUCCUCUGCAAAUCAAGAUUUAAAGACAGAUUAUUGGUUAAUAACAGAAAUUUAACACAGACAAAGACAUAUUAUUUGUUAAUAACAUUUAAAAAAUACAGAAUAAAGAAACAAUGGACAAGGGGAUGGAUAAGACGUGCACUACGCUAGAGCAGGACACUGUUGAUAGAGAAAGACAGUCGAUAGAGACCGUUGACAAUUAUGACUUGAAAUUAGCCGAUUGCUUUUCUGAAAUUAAUCCAAUUAAUAAAUAUAAUCCAGUUCCAGAUAGAGAAAAAAUGCCAACUUUAGAGAGAAAAGAUACAGAAACAAAAGCAUCAUCAAACACAACGGCUUUAGUGAUAAGCAUUGCACCAGAACCUUGCAAUUCAGAUUCAUUGACGAAAAUAGAGACAACAAAUCUAGAGAUAAGGAGUACAACAGAAGACAAAAAUCUGGAGACAACAGAUCUUAAAACAAGGGGAACAUCAGAGGUGACCCACGAGGCAAACACUACAUCAGUUAUUUUAUCAGCAGAGUCAUUAGGACACCCUAAUUUUCUAAAACGUAGGCAUAUACCAGAAAAUGUAGUCCAAGAACAUGAAGAAUCACCGAUUAAUACACGAACUGCAGAAGAAAAUGAUGAAUCGAAGAAGAAGCCUCAUUUUGAAAGACGCAGGAUGUUUAACCUAGCAAAACAUAUAAUUUCUAUUGUGCUUAUUAUCCUCGAUCUGGUGUUAGAUUGGAUGGAAUAUUCUGAAAUGAACAAAACAGGAAACUAUACAAUAGCUGCAGAACGAAGCGUAAAAGAUGUAGAGUUUACUAUCGAAUGCGAAGGAACUGGUAAAACUAUACAAUUUAUUUUCCUUACUUUUACCAUAGUAGCAACAAUUUUAUCGGUCGUUCAGAUUUUACAUAUUAUAUACCAACUCUAUAACGAAAUAAAAGGUAAUCCGAAAGAUACAAAGAUUAAUCUCGAAUAUGUAGAAACGUUCGUGUUUUUACUUUUCAUUGAAAUUUCCCAGAUAAUGUUAAUCAUGGGAUUUUAUGAUGUUUGUACAUUGGACUGUACUAUAGAUUUAACUGACUUACUAAUUGCCCUAAACGGACUAUUUUCCUUUUCUAAGAUAUCAUGGCGAUUUUUCACAAGUUGCAAAUGUUGUACUGUGUAUCGGAAAAAUCAAAUUCGUCGACGCCCUAGUCCUGUACCAAGACCUCCCAUUAGAACUGGAAGUCCACUACAUAUCGUUAGAAGAGAAAGAGAUUGUCGCAGAUCAUGCAGUGAAUACAUCAAAACAUGCCUAAAGAUCAUACUGUUACCGUUACUUGUCUUACUAAUUCCAUUGUCGCCCUGCAUACUGGGUUACCUCAUCGCCAAGAAUUGUGACUGUGAUUGUGAUGUUUGUAAUGCGAAAGUUGGUGAUCGAAAUGGGGCACGAAAGAAAAGAACAUGGGAACAAUCUUUUAAAUGCUGCAUUUUGAGAUGUUGCCCUGACCAGGGCACAGAGGCUUGUGAAUGUACAUGUACACAGUGUAUAUCUUGUAAACAGUCUUGUAAAUGUUGUAUAUUAGGUUGUGUUCCAGCACAGUUUGAAUGUAAAUGUGGCGAAGGCUUGAGGUGUGAAAAAAAAUGUUUGUGUUGUUUACUACGUUGUUGCCCUUCAUAUCUCGAACCACCUCAAUUCGAGUUCUGUACAUGUAGAUGUGAUGAUUUCAUUGCCUUCGCAAUACCCUGUAAAAUCCCUCCUACGCAACAACAAGUCACUCAACCGUCAUCCCUAGUUGUUAUUUCAACACAGCCUAUACAACAACAAAGGCCGAUUAUUCAAGAAAGAAAACAGCAAUGCAAAAAUUGCGAUGUAAAAUGCCUGAAUUUUCUGGCUGCAAUUAUCUUAUUUUUUUUGAUAGUGUUACUUUUAUUCUAUUUGUUUUUGUUGUUGGUUGAAUUUCAAUAUAUUUUUUAUUGCGUUGAGGACGAAUGGCUGAUGCUUACUACACAGGAAAUGAUUGUUCAAAACUAUUUGAAACUAUUUUCGUAAAUCCUAACUUGCAUGUUAUUUGUGAGUAAUUUUUGUAGUGAAUAA